This is a messenger RNA of Delphinapterus leucas (beluga whale), 7288 nucleotides long. The record is from RefSeq and is a predicted model, not a curated record. NCBI's taxonomy places the organism in Eukaryota, Metazoa, Chordata, Mammalia, Artiodactyla, Monodontidae.
AGGUGGACUCUCAGCCACUGCGCCACCAGGGAAGCCCUCUCGUCCUUUUUGCCUUGUGAUAUGGUAUACAAGACUCUGGGAGAGAGAGGAAUGCCAUUUUCCUGUGUAUGUGCGUUAUGAGUAUUAUCUCCAAGCUGUAGUUUCUUUCUUUUCUUUUUUUUUUUUUUAAUUUGGCCACGCCGAGCGGCUUGCGGGAUCUUAGUUCCUUGAUCAGGGAUUGAACCUGCGCCCCGGCAGUGAAAGCACCGCGUCCUAACCACUGGACUGCCAGGGAACGCCCUCCAGGCUGUAGUUUCUUGACUGGGAUCUCUUUAAGCCUCUAUUCCGUUUUAUGAGGAUUAGUUUAGGUGAAAGUAGAUAAUAUAAUCUGUAAAUCUACUUAUGAUUCAGUUGUAAAUGGUGAUCCAUCAAAAUAUUCUGAGAGCAGUGGGAUGACUGAGUUCAUUUGUCCUUCUUCCUUCUCCCUCCUCAGGAUGCCUGAGUUUCAUAAAUGGCAUGUAACUUGGUAUGACAGGUGAGAUGGGGGUGUUUGUUUUGAUUAAUAUUUAACAUGAAUUCAUAUUUUUAACAUUAAAUUUCUUUUUCUAGAGUCAAUGAAAAUGGAAGGCCUGAUGUUUCCUUCCCAGGCGCCUUUGUGCUAGAUCAAAUGUCCCCUGGACUUUGGGACCCCAGGUGCAAACUGGUCUUGAAUAUAGUUGCUGAUUGUCAGACCUGCCACAGUCAAGUUUGGGUAAUACAGUGUUCACCCGGAGCUCGUUCUGGCAGUGGAAUCUUACAAGGUUCACCUAUUAUAAUCACCGUUUUACAAGGCGAGGUGGGGAGACUGAGGUCACACAGAGAGGAACUGAUGACAUGAGAGUUAAACCAUGGCUGUCUGACUGUUGCUGUGAAGGUCUAGUAGGGGCUCUCAGUUGGGGGCUCCCCUCUGGCCCCCACAUUUGGAAAUGUGUCUCACCGUGCUUGUUUGUCCCAAGGAUUGAGGACAUCAAUUUAGUGGGCAGGGCCAAGGGAUGCUAGACAUCUCGCACAGGGUGGGAUCUUUGUGCCCAUCAGAUAGAUAGUCAUCCUAACCAAGGGCCAAUGAUACUCCUCCUGGAGAAAUACCUCAAGACCCUACACGCUUCAGCGACAUCUGGUGUAGUACCUGGCCACAUUCGAUGACUUGGGAGGGUGCCUGGCUCAUUGUAGGGGCUUAAUAAUUGAUUGAAUACGAGUCACAAACGCAAGAGAUUUGCUCUCCUCGUUUGCCAAGGGAAGGUAGUAAUAUUAUCUCUCUUCCGCGGUGGUGGUGAGGAUUAAAUGAGAAAUGAGAUGUGAAAAUACAUUGAAAAUGGACGCAAAACCAGUGUAUGCACGUUGUUAAAAUAAAUGCACUGUGUUUCCUCAUUCUAAGAUUUUAAUCUUUGUGUUGACAACAACGCUGUUGUGUUUCAUUCUGCUGGAAUCCUGAGCAAAUGUUUUAAUGUUUAUCCGUUUCGUAGGUGUGACCUACCCUGUGAGGUUUACCAAAAGGGUCCUCCGUCUAGGCUCCUAUGAUAUCAUCUUUCUGGAAGCCCUGACCCUCCGUCUGCUGUGCUGUCGCACCUCCCAUGCCAAGGCCAAAGCUUAGCUGUGCCUCUGUGUAGUGUUUUGCAAAAGCUGAGUUUAUCUGGUGAAAAAUCAGCUUGCAGUUCCAUGCUGAAUGCAAAGGCCAUAGCUUCCCCCCCACCCCCAAUCAUGCACAUAAAUUACCCCUCAGGUUCCCGUUAGCUUUAAGAAGUGGCACUUGAAAAAAUACAACACAGGGCACCCGUCAGUGCCAUUUCUGCAGCGGAACUCAGAGGAGGAUGAAAGUCGUUUCCGAAGACUAGCUAUUGAGGAAUGGCAGCCCUUACAGGAGCCGUGGUUGGGUGCAUCGCACAGGCCAGGACCGACUGGCCUUGGUCUCCACAUUUGAGCCUGUGGUAUGCGGACUAGGACUUUCUGAGUUCUUCUUGCACAGGGGCCAGUCACCGCCCCCCCCCGCUUAACUGCAGGCCUGGUGGGGCUUCCUCUGCUGGCUGGCACUCGUAGCAGGGGCAGAGGCCCAUUUCUGCCUGUCAUCACCAGAGCAGUCAUGCGGAGGAGCCCCUUCGGUGUGGACAUCUGCUGCCGGAAGGGGUCCCGAAGCCCCCUGCAGGAACUCUACAACCCGACCCAGAGAUCCUUGGAGAGAGUUUCCCCACCUUGGCUGGAGCUCUCCAACACGGCCGUCCUGCACCAGAUGCGGCGGGACCAGGUCAUAGACACGUGCCGCGCCAACAGCAUCGUGAGCCGCAAGCGGCGGGUGCUGACCCCCAACGACCUGAAGCACCUGGUGGUGGAUGAGGACCACGAGCUCAUCUACUGCUACGUGCCCAAGGUGGCGUGCACCAACUGGAAACGGCUCAUGAUGGUCCUGACCGGGCGGGGCAAGUACAGCGACCCCAUGGAGAUCCCGGCCAACGAGGCACACGUCUCGGCCAACCUGAAGACCCUGAACCAGUACAGCAUCCCCGAGAUCAACCACCGCUUGAAAAGCUACAUGAAGUUCCUGUUCGUGCGGGAGCCCUUCGAGAGGCUGGUGUCCGCCUACCGGAACAAGUUCACGCAGAAGUACAACACCUCCUUCCACAAGCGCUACGGCACCAAGAUCAUCAGGCGGCAGCGCAAGAACGCCACGCAGGAGGCCCUGCGCAAGGGCGACGACGUCAAGUUCGAGGAGUUCGUGGCCUAUCUCAUAGACCCGCACACGCAGCGCGAGGAGCCCUUCAACGAACACUGGCAGACCGUCUACUCCCUCUGCCACCCGUGCCACAUCCACUAUGACCUCGUGGGCAAGUAUGAGACGCUGGAGGAGGAUUCCAAUUACGUCCUGCAGCUGGCGGGCGUGGGCAGCUACCUGAAGUUCCCCACCUACGCCAAGUCCACGAGAACUACUGAUGAAAUGACCACAGAGUUCUUCCAGAACAUCAGCUCAGAGCACCAGACGCAGCUGUACGAAGUCUACAAACUCGAUUUUUUAAUGUUCAAUUACUCAGUGCCAAGCUACCUGAAAUUGGAGUGAAGGGUGGAGGUGGGGAGAGGGGCGAGAAUCGUGCUUUUUAAUUUAAGAUUUUUAUUUGUCAAAAGAAUUCUAUGGAUAUUGGGUUAUUUUGUAAAUUAAUAUUUCUUUGGGGAUGAUGCUGCGAGCAGCAUAGUGAGAAUUAUUUAAAAUCCUUAGUAGGGAAGGACGGCUGUCUUUGCAGGGCACUAGGAUGGGUGUCCUUGUUUUUUAGACAUGAAUCCCCCAACACUUUCAGAGGUUUCUUUGUGUUCGGGUGAAUUCCAUGAAUUGUGCAUCCCAUAAAUUCUAAUUAAUGUUAUUUAUAGUUAUUUAAACAUGGUCUCUGUAUAAAUUUCUUUUUGUGGCAGCAAGAUUCUAACGUCUUUGCAGAAGAAAUCUAUGUUUCGUUCUGUGCUUGCAGCAGCUCGUGCAGGGGCAUGAAUGUUCUCCUUAUUAACCGCUCAGAGAGUCACUGUGAUAACAACCAUUGUGCUGUCUGUUGAUACCACCGUUCCUGAAAUUCUGCUAGAAAUAAAUAGAAAGAGGCACCUUUGCAAGGGACUGAUUCCAAACUGAUUUCAGUCGACCCAAACGUUCCUCACACGAAAGAAAAGUGAUUUUUUUUUUUUAACCCAAGGAGAGAGCUGAUUGUAGCUUUUUUUUUUUUUCCCACCAGACUUAGCAAUCCGGUAGAAUAGGCUUUUCUACAGAAUUUUUUAACUGGCAGUGCCAGUUGUGAUGAAGGUGAAGUGGCUGUUGCUUUACAUUCAACAAGUAUUUAUUAAGCAACUACUAUGAGCUAGGCCUAAUUCUAGACCCUGCGGAUAGAGCAUUAAACAAAACCAAUAGUCUUGGCCCUCAAGAAGCUUUACGUGGACGCAGAGUAUCCAGCUUGACAGUUAGCAAACCCCUGAUAUUCAUGGACUUAACAUGAGGUUUGGACUAUUCACAAACCACCCCAGAAGGUUCAGGAUCCCUACAAAUUUGCAUUUUUCUAUGGCCCAAAUUUGAAAACCAUGUGCUUGGAACAGGCCACUUAACUUGGUGAGUAAUCCAAGCUCAUUGCCCAACAUAAGAGGUGACAAAAAUGUUUCCUGUCAUGUGCCCACUCCAAUUUAUUGGUAGUAUCUAUCUGCCUUUAAGCCCCAGAACAGAUUUGCCAGGCACGGCAUGGAAGAGUGCUGUGAUUGAUUAGUGACGUCUGCCUUGGGUGAAGGAAAGGGAAUAUUCGCCGACCGUCUCCUCCUGUCAUUUCCAGCCCAGCUUUAAGGUCUCCACCUAGAAGUGUUUUUUCUACUCUUCGCCAUGUAAAAGAUUAAAAUUUUGUGGCAGGACUCAGACAUUGGAGGAUUUGCAAUGGCCUGGCAUUUCUACUCCUUGUGAAGGUCAGAGGCGGACUAUUUGUACACUUAAUGCAUAUCCGCUCCUCCAAAGGCCAAGAAACCAUCGGCACCUUUGCAACCACCAGCAGUGAGCAGCAAGGAUAGCCUUCUGUGAUGGUAACCCAUGCCCUUUUCCUCUGGAAGGCUGGAAACAUUCCAUUCCCUGUUCCUUGCUAAUUAAUGGUCUGCACAUGCUUCUCAUUUCCAAUGCCUCUGCUGAAGUUUGAGCCACAUCCCUCUUACAGCUAGUGAAUGAGUUGGUGGCAGAUACUGUAUAUAAUAAUAGUUCUAAUAAUAGGGGGAGGGGUGGGAUGGGGUGUGGGUAAGUUUUGCUUUUUGUUUUUGAUGCAGUGUAUAGAACAGAGGGGAGAAGAAUAUUCUAAACGAACAAAAAAUAAUUUAUUCACAGAAGCUAUUAAAAUUGUAUUGUAAAGCUCACAGCCAGCUCAGUGAGCAGCAGCUGCCAUGUCUCACGGAGGAAAUUAUUUUAUUGAAUGUGAGUUAAGUGUGCACUGGAGAGGGUGGCCGAAGCUAUUUAUAAGAUGUUGUGUACCUUCUUCUAAGCUCUCUCUCCUUUGCGAAGGGCACGUCAACUGUACCCUUGACAAAUAGAGAUUUAUGCAAUGUGUUUUACCAAGUAGAGUGACAGACUUCAGCUGUCCUUGGAAUUAUUCCUGGACCCUGUUUCCAGGCAGGGGACACUGUCCUCAGAAACAAAGCUUCUGCUAGUGAAAGAGGUUUCUGGCAUUUCCUGUUCUCCCCAGACACAAGUUGGUGUGAUGCAAAAUAAGGGUUCCGUAGUUAAAUAUCCUUGGGAAACAAAGCGAAGUCCAUUUUCUUUCUGCAGGACUUUUCAGAGCCUUGAAUGUGUGCUGUGCAUUGUGAACUCCCAAGAGCAUCACUGAUGGAGUCGGUGGCAUUUCCUGACCUUCUUUGAGCGGGAUACUCUAUUUUGCAGAUCAUCUCAGAGAGCUAGCGUUCCACUGAAUAUUCUUUGGCUAGGUUGCUUUAGCACAUCUGAGGUCUUCAAGGAUAAAAAACUGCUUCCCUGACACCCCGCUUCCAAAAACAAAACAAAACAACAAUAAAACAGCACCACAGUCUCCACCUGCUUUAUAGCAAUGAAGGUACUUUAUCAAAUGAAUUCAACUUUUGCUUAAGUGCAAUGGUUCUAAUCCUGGAUAUUACAUGGGCCACGAUUCCCUCCCUCCCAAAGGGAGUGCCGGAAGAGUCUUGGGUGGUGCUGACAGAAGGAGGGAUGGGGGAGGGGCACAAAGCCUCAGUUGGUCCCCCUAGUGCUCAAGCCUAAGGUUGCUCAGUGCAAGCCAAGAGAGCUCAACCCUUGCUGAAUGCUCCUUCGAUUCUAUAGUUUGGAAUUGUUCGGUGUUCUUUUAGUACUUUAAGUGGAAAUUCACGUGGAUUUCCCGCGUUUUGCAUUUCCACAUCUCCGUCUUUGAUCAGCUGUGAUGCCUUCAUUCGUCUUCUCGCUCUAGUGGGAAAGGGUGUCCUUCAGGGGACGAUACUGCGGUAUGGUUCGGCAAUGAGGGGCUCUUUCUCCUCGUUUUUUGUGUUCAUAUUUUAUUUUCUAAUGGCAUAAAAACUUUUUAAAAAAAUAUCAAUUCAACUGUUUUUGCAGAAUGUAGAAAGUACUCUGUGUCCUUGGUUAAAAAGAAUCCAUGGGUGAAAAUGUGCCUGGGAAACAAAAGUUCUUGGUUCUUUCGUUCCUUUUCCUUUUUUUUAAAGAAGACUGUUUGAAAACGCUUUCUAUUGCAUGCUUAGCUGGAGAAAAGUACAGGCAGGUGUCCCAUCUUCGAGCCACUUUUCAGAGGUGCUGCUGUGUUUUCAAAACCAGGUACAAAGUUGUAUUUACAAGGACAUUCCUGCUUAACCUGUCCCUUUGGUUGGAAAACUGUAGAAUAUUAGCCACAGGGUUUGAAUUCCUGCAGCUGCUUCAGACCCUUCCCCUUCCCUGCCUCCCCAGCUGGUCUGGGAAGAAGGGCAGUCUGCUGACCUGUUGGUGUCUCAGAGGGGACCUUCCUUCCCACCUGUCCACCAGGUGAGUUUCACGGUCCUGCCUGUUCAGCUGUAUGGCACAGGACAGCAGCGGGCAGUGGAAACUUCGGUCGGACCAGUGUCCUGGUGGCAAAGGCGUGGAAGCACCAGGGUCUGAUCCCUACUGGUAGAAAAUUCCCAGAACAAAAGCGAGUCCCUAACAUCCUUAGCUGGUGGGGUCUGGACCACUGCUGAGGUAGUGAUUGCAGAAGUCCCUGUUCUAACCUGGCCAGAAGCCGAGGGACUCUGACCCUGAUGGGUGGGGCUCAGAGCCCAUUUCUCACAGCCUGACCAUCCCCUACAGAGACACGCAAUCUGAGCUGCCCCAUUCUGUGCGAUCCUGGGGACCAGAAUCUCUUGCCCACUCAUGUCAGCAGGACUGACCUAAUUACUCCCCCAAAGUUCCCACAACCAGUAUUUCCUCCAGCCUUUUCCAUCACAACCAACUGGACCCUAUGAACAGGCAGCAGGAUCUACAACCAGCUUGACCUUCGGCCGUUAACGGGCGAAUUUCAGUCUGUUACCCUUUGUCAGGUACAGAAGGGGCUGCCCGUACUAUUUUCUUAGGAGCGUGCUCAGUAUGGCAUAUGGACAUAUAAUUUAACAUCUUUGUGGAGUGUGAUUUUCUUUUUUUACAUAUUUGUGUGCAGUAGAGGGCCUGUUGUAGAAAACUCUCCCUGUAUCUUACUGUACUGUUCAAGAAAGCUGAAUUCCACAUUGCCAACAAAAGCGUGAAAAUGUUCAUGAACCUUCUUCCAGGAAAAGCCAUUCAAGCCUGAUUAUUUUUCUAAGUAACUUCAAUUAAAUUGAA